Messenger RNA from Brassicogethes aeneus, 477 nucleotides. Lineage: Eukaryota; Metazoa; Arthropoda; Insecta; Coleoptera; Nitidulidae. The record is from the annotation of a GenBank genome assembly.
AUGCACACAAAGCCUUCGUCCCAUAUAUCAAACAGCUCUUACCUGAGCUUAGCUCGUUUAAAUCAUGUCGAACCUUCCUUAAAAAUUUAUCUCGGACUUAUCAGCGGGACGCCGGACUUUUACACCAAUCAGACGUUAGGGCUCUUCCUUGGGAUAUUUCACAGCCAUGCAGAGAUUUUCUCGUCAGGUGCCAAUGGCCUUAGGAGGCGUGGCCGUCAAACUUACACCAGGUACCAGACGUUGGAGUUGGAAAAAGAGUUCCACACGAACCAUUACUUGACCCGGCGGAGACGGAUCGAGAUGGCGCACGCGCUGUGUUUGACGGAGCGACAGAUAAAAAUCUGGUUCCAAAAUCGCAGGAUGAAACUGAAAAAAGAGAUCCAGGCGAUCAAAGAGCUCAACGAGCAGGAAAAGCAGGCGCAAGCGCAAAAGGCGGCCGCGGCGGCAGCUGCCGUUUCAGCGGUCGACCAAAAUUAG